AUGGAUACCCCACGCAGAGCUUCUGGUGACUCCCCGGACGUCUCCAUGGAUGUCUCCACGCCGCAACAGAAACAGGACGUCCAACCUCAGCCUCCGAGCGAAACCACAACCCUCCGAGCUAAAACCGAUGCCGAUUUCAACGUCCAAUCCCCCGAAAGAGCCGCGCUGCUCCAGCAGUUGUCCAACGCCCCGAACGGGAAGUGGGUAUCUACAUCAUUCUGGGCCUGCCUCCAGGUCUGCGAUCUUGGCAAUCUAGCGUAUAUACUCGACCUGGCACACCAUGACCCCGUCUUCUUUGCUGAGAUCUCAGACCUGUGUGUCGAUCUCCCAAAGAAAUGGCUUGAAGACCACGCCGCGUUCUACAGCAUUGCCUCUGGGGCGUCCAGCACCUCCCGAGACAGCCUAUCCAAGUGUCUGCGCAUCGUCGCGAGAAGCCGAGACUCUCACCAGUGUGUCUUGAGCGGCACAAAAAAGACAUACCAGCCUAUCUGGAUCUUCCCGGAGAGACUAACUCGACCAGCCUUCGAAAUCGACUACCACUCCCCUAGCAUCUGGCGAUACAUCGAGGUCUUCUGGGACCAGUCGACAACUCAGCGAUGGCGCGAUGCCGUCUUCAAUAACCCCUCCAAUGCAACAAAUGCAACCAGUGGAAGCUCGAGCCUCAUUUGUCUGCGAAACGACCUGGCCUACGGCUUCAAGUCCGGGCAAUACGGCCUGCGCCCCGUCGAAUUGUCCCAGGACAAGCGUGAACUAGAGGUAGAGUUCCACUGGCUUCCACGGGAGAGCCACGGCUUUGGAGAUUUGGUGGAUAUGCGGAAGCAGCCGCUUUCAUACAAGGAUCUGGACAACUUUGAGGGACUGAAGUUCUCUCCGACAGGAUCGGACGAGCUGGUGAAGUCGGGACAUCGGUUCAAGUUGGUCACCAAUGACCCUUACCAACGACCGCUCCCGGAUUUCGACUUGCUGGAUAUGGCAUGGCACUUCUCGCGGAUUGUCGCCAUGUCGUCGGCGAUUGAGUUCGUUAGCUCUGCGCAGGCGGGAAAAGGACCAGACAGCGAUGAUGAUGAUCGAACCCUGCGGGGCCUUUUCGAGCCGGCGCGUCGGUUGUCGUCGAAUUUCGACCCUACGCAGAGGACUGCUGAGUGGGUUGCGAGCAGUGCGGUGUGA
This is a messenger RNA of Penicillium argentinense, 1167 nucleotides long. RefSeq lists its product as uncharacterized. The transcript has a single exon. The record is from RefSeq and is a predicted model, not a curated record. Lineage: Eukaryota; Fungi; Ascomycota; Eurotiomycetes; Eurotiales; Aspergillaceae. The coding region runs from base 1 to 1167 and encodes 388 amino acids.